Messenger RNA from Pistacia vera, 2015 nucleotides. RefSeq names its product zinc finger CCCH domain-containing protein 6-like. Bases 363 to 1760 code for a protein of 465 amino acids. The record is from RefSeq and is a predicted model, not a curated record. Gene Ontology annotation, molecular function: metal ion binding. The transcript has 4 exons. NCBI's taxonomy places the organism in Eukaryota, Viridiplantae, Streptophyta, Magnoliopsida, Sapindales, Anacardiaceae.
UGUCACACAUUGAAACGGCAGAGCAGCGAAUACGGAGGAUCUAGGGUUUCCUGGUAUCUCUCCGUUACUAGUUAUUGCUCAAUGAAGUUAUAUAGAAAUCUAUAUAUCUGAUCAGUCUUUCUGGCCUCUCCCUCUACGGUUCUAUCCUGUAAAAAUCUUACGGUUAUUAGGGUUCUCAAAAUUGGGUAAGAGAUUUUUAAAACACAGUAGUCAUAAGAAGCGUCUAGUUGGGGUUUCGAAUCUGACAGAAACCCUAAUAAAGGAAAUUCUUGCAUUGAAAAAAAAAAAACAGUACUUGUACUAUAAAAACAUAUACUGAGAAUCGAAGCUGGAAAAGAAGUUAUUUUGAGAAUAUUGUAAAUAUGCGAGGAUUGCACAAAUCGAAAAGGGUUUCUUGGGCAUCAGAUGUAAAUCUUUGUCAGGUGAGGCUUUUUUUGUCGGAGGAGUCUCCUUCACAAGUUGGGUUAGGUGCCCAGGAGCACCUGCAAGCAAAGUCUUCAUGGCCAAUGCAUUCAAAUGGAGUGGUCAGUGAUGAGUUUCUUCCUCCUGGUUUCGAGGGAACUCAUCCUCCAAACCAGUUACAAAUUAAAUUGUCUGAAAUUCCUCUAAUCAAAUGGAGAUGUCCUCCCAGGUUUCGUUUGGACCUUAAUUGGCAAGUGGUUGCUGGGGAUGAAAGCAAAGAGGUGGAGAUUCAAAAUCAAAGAGAGAUGAGAGUGCUUGAAGCUGUUUAUCCUCGUCCAUCUGCCAUUCCUCCAAACCCCUCUGUCUCAGUGGACAUAGAAUGUGCGCAUUACAAUGAUCAGCAAACUCCUCUGAUACCCAUUACUCCCAUUGAAGAUGAAGAAGCUGCAGCAGACACACCAUCUGGUUCAGUGGCAUCAUUUAAUGUUUCGAUGAGCUCACAGCCCCCACUUUUGCCUCCUGGAAUUCCAGCACCUCCUCCGGGUAACAUACUUGGUGUGUCAAACACUGCUGUCAAUGAGAAACCAGCAGCAUCUGGAAUGGCCUUGGGUGUUGACCCUGAAGUAGUUGCUGCUGCAUCUGCUGCCUUGAAUGAAAUGACAAAGAGCAAUGAGCAUGUCAAUUUGAUUGACCAUGACUUGCUCAUUAAAAUCCUCAGCAACCCAAAAUUGAUCGAAAAAUUAGUGACUGAUCAUGGAGCUGCCUCCAAACUGCAGAAUAUACCCAAGCCAACUUUGCCUCCAGUAUCAUUGUCAGAUCAUCCUCCUGUUCCUCCUGUUCCUCCUGUUCCUUUAACCGACCGACCUCCUUUUCGUGUGAACAUGAUGGAAACAAGUUCACCUUCAAUAGUGGCUACUUCAAGUGGAGCUUUUUAUACUCAACCAAAUGGGGUUGGAGUGGGGCAUCCUCCUAAUGCAUGGGUUAAACCACCACCUGGGGUUAUUCCAUCUUCAUCUUCGGCUUCCUGUGGGGUUUCUCAAACAAAAGACAUGAACUACUAUAAGAACUUGAUUCAGCAGCAUGGUGGGGAAAGACAAGAAAUUCCACAGACUCAGCAAUUUGGUAGCCGAUACAUUCACCAUUCAGGAACCAACCAAGAAUUAAUAAAUAACCCCAAAUCUAGAGAUUCGAAGCCCAAAAUAAUGAAGCCUUGUAUUUAUUUUAACAGUUCAAGGGGAUGCCGUCAUGGGGCCAAUUGUGCAUACCAGCAUGAUCCAUCGUCCCAGCAACGGGGCAGUAACAUACCUGAGAUGCAAAAUGCCAAGAGAAUGAAAAUGGAUAGGGAGAUUAGCAGUUAAAAAAUCCCCCAAAAAAAGAAAAAAAUAUCACUUUUGGCUUGCUCUUGUUGCAAAUAGUGUAAUUUCAUUUCAAUACUUUUUUUGUUGCAUUUAUAAUCAGGAUUUGAGUUACGGGAUGAGAAUGAGGAUCUUGUAUUUGACGAUCUCAACCGAGGAUUUUCAUUAUUGUCAUGACAUAUUAUCUCCUAAGUUUCAUUUCCCUCGGAGUGGUCUUUAUUAUUAUUUUUAAUUAUAAAUAAAAUUUAUCUUCUUCCA